Molecule: messenger RNA, 1712 nt
Organism: Melanotaenia boesemani (Boeseman's rainbowfish)
Lineage: Eukaryota; Metazoa; Chordata; Actinopteri; Atheriniformes; Melanotaeniidae
Exons: 5
Coding region: 255-950 (231 amino acids)
Source: RefSeq, a predicted model, not a curated record
GGAGGAAUGUGGUUUUCAUGAAGGAGGAAUGUAAUGACGCUGCUCUUUGUUACAGUUUUGCAGUUUUAUGUUUUGCUUGUGUGGUGAAGUCACUCUGUAGCAGAUCCAGAUUUUACUAUUUUUAUUUCUUUUUGCUUUUUACGUGAGUGAGAUUGAUGCUCGAUUAAAUUUUUAAAAGUUUUAAAGCUGAAUCAGGUCAUCUUGCUCCACUUUCUGCUCCGUUUGCGUCUGAAGGUAAGGCGGCUCAGUCAAAAAUGACUUUUUGGAAAGUUGGUCUCCUCCUGAUGCUGACUGUGGCUCUGAGUCCUGCAGUGGCAGCAACAUUUGUAGUGAAUGUGACACAGAGCUCCUAUCAGGCAGAGGAGAACCACAACAUCACUCUGGAGUGGACCUUCACAACCAAACCUGACACCUCGUGGAGGUCCCUGUUUAUCCUCUGUUACCUGAUAACUGAUUACAGAUUCUUAACCCUGUAUCAUGUCCAUAAUGGAUUUGAGGUACCAAUGUCUCAGGAUAGACAGUUUGCAAGACGAGUCUGGAGUGACAAAUGCGUCCUCAGAGAAGGACGAAUCAGACUUCGUGUGUACAGACUCAGAACUUAUGAUUCUGGUCUGUAUGUGUGUGAUGUGAAGACAGAUUACGGCUUCGGCUCUAAAAUAUCUCAACUGAACGUUACCGCAGCAGCUUUUCAAGAAAAAGUUAAAGUAAAUUUUCUAAGUGAACCAGCAGCUUUUGGUCGGGGUCAACUUUGGACACCAGCUCAGAUUCCAAGACCAUCCACUCGAGGAAGGACCGGCCUCCAUGUAGAACUGGGGCUCAUGUUAGCAGUAGUAGCUGCAGCUGCAGCAGCUCUGAUGUUGAAACUCGUCAUUAAUUUUACUAAAUCACCUGAGAAGACAACAAACUUCAGAUCCGAUGAUUACUUAACCAAAACUGGAGAAAAGAUUUGAGUAUUCAAACAAGACAAAACCAUUUUAUUGAUAAAGGUAUAAAUGUGAGAUGGGUUCAGGUGAAGCAGGAAGUAAUGAUGUCAUUCUCUGAUGCAGGUCUGUAGUUUUUUUUUCCUCCCUCCGUUGUAGAUAUUUGAGUGUUUCAUCCCUUGUCCCAGUGGAGAUGUUAGAUACAGAUGCUAGAUGGUAAUUAUUACAGUUUGAAAGGUGAAUCAGGUCCUCGUGUGCCGUUAUACAAUUUGUUUGCGCGAGUUGUCAUGUGAUCAGAGAAGCUGGGCCUAAUACUUAACACGUUUAUUAACAUAGUCACAGUUUUACAGAAGCUUUCUGCUUUCACUUAGGGAACAGGUGGUAUAUAUUUCUUUCUUUUAAAGAGCAAGGAGAUCGUGAUUAGUAGGGGGUUCUGGUGGCUGCUGUUUCUUGACAACAUCUGAACCCUCAUUUUUCUCACAGCUUCAGUACAGAUUAUUAAGAGUGAUGAAAAGUUCGUUACUGUGUAAAUCACAGUCAAAACUGCUGGAAGUGAUGUUAAAAAUGAGGGUCCUGAAGCUCUGGUUGCAGUAAAAGAAUAAAUAGUCCAACAUAACUAAACCCUCAUCCUGUCAAAUGCUGAAACACCCUUUCUCCGUUUCUUCUGUCUUUACUUCCUGCAGGUGAGAGCAUGCCUGAGACUUCUCCUGGUCUUUUAAGUAUCUUGUUAAUUAAAAAAAAAAAGAAAAUUAAUUGAAUAAAGUUAUUAAUCCAUAAAUAAAGCAUAAAUGU